Messenger RNA from Mizuhopecten yessoensis (Yesso scallop), 2360 nucleotides. RefSeq names its product cytosolic Fe-S cluster assembly factor NUBP2 homolog. Gene Ontology annotation, molecular function: ATP binding; iron-sulfur cluster binding; ATP hydrolysis activity. NCBI's taxonomy places the organism in Eukaryota, Metazoa, Mollusca, Bivalvia, Pectinida, Pectinidae. The transcript is spliced from 9 exons. The record is from RefSeq and is a predicted model, not a curated record. Bases 69 to 1004 code for a protein of 311 amino acids. Gene Ontology annotation, cellular component: cytosol. Gene Ontology annotation, biological process: iron-sulfur cluster assembly.
GCUUCCGGUUCGAGUUUGUUUACAAUGGAAAGAUAAUAUUGUGAUGGUAUUUUGGAAGAGUUUUUGAAAUGGAGCGUCCUGAUAAAGAAAGCAGGGACAUAUCAGAGUGUCCAUCGGACUCAGCUGAGGCUGGCAAGGCUAGUGUAUGUGAAGGAUGUCCAGGACAAGCCUACUGCCAAUCACAAGGUGGAGUGGACCCAGACCAGGAGGGGAUAGAUCUACGCAUGGGAGCAAUCAAACACAAGAUACUUGUGCUCUCAGGAAAGGGAGGUGUAGGUAAAUCUACUGUGGCAACUUUGCUGGCAGAAGCUCUGGCUUCAAGGUCACAGAAAGUGGGUGUGAUUGAUCUUGACAUUUGUGGACCCAGUGUCCCUAAGCUACUGGGUGUGGAAGGAAAGCCCAUUGUCAACUCACAGUAUGGAUGGAAACCUCUGGUAUCCCCUCAUUACAACAUCAAAGUGAUAUCUGUUGGGUCCCUGUUAGCAUCUGACACCAACUCUGUGGUUUUCAGGGGACCACGUAAAUCAGGUUUGAUAAAAAGGUUCAUCAAGGACACCUACUGGGGUAGACUUGACUUCCUUAUCUGUGAUACACCUCCAGGAACCAGCGAUGAACAUUUAACUGUUAUAAAAGCACUCAAAAAUGUGAAACCAGAUGGAGCUGUCAUUGUGACAACGCCGCAGGCCGUAGCAUUGUCAACCAUUCGUAAAGAAAUUAAUUUCUGCAAAAAGAUGGGUGUUCGGGUGCUGGGCUUAGUGGGGAAUAUGGAGAAUUACAUCUGUCCAUGCUGCGGAGAAUCAAGUGAGUUGUUUCCUUCUGAAGGUCUGGACAACCUUGCUGCUGAGUUCAAUAUCCCAAUCAUCGGCAGACUUCCUUUGGAUCAGGAGGUCAUGAAGUGCUGUGAGAUGGGAGGAAACGUCAUUGGAGAUCUUCAGACUUCGCCUAUUGUUGUCAAGGUGCUGAACAUGGCAGAGGACAUAAGAACCAUGGUGGAUAAUUUAUAAUGGGUUAUACAUGUUUUACUUAUAUGUAAAACAUGUUCAAAAUAUGUCAUUACUUACGAUGAAACAUUUUCCUCUAAAAAGGAAAUUGUCAUAUGGACAUCAAACUCUACUUAUCCAAUUAUAGCUAUAACAAACUAAUUUCUUAGGUUCCAGAUAUAUUCAGUUAUUAUAACGUUGUCAGAGGUGUCAAAAAGUAGUGGACAAAUAUACAGUAAAACAUGGUCAUUGAAUUUGGUAACAGUAAGUUCAUACUUAUAAUGAAAUAUUUUUUCCUCUGACAAGAAAUUGUCAUAUGGACAUCAAACUGUACUUAUCCAAUGAUAGCUUUAACAAACUAAUUUUUUUAGUUGCCAGGGCACUCCUUUACUUUUCUUAUGCGAUUUUCCUUUCGUCCGUUGGGUAGGAAACCCCUUAGAUCUCCUGGUGAAGAAACCAAAAGCCUUAUGGCACUUCUAAAAUGAUUCCAGUACUGGUAAUUUGAUUUUAUGUUUAUCAGUGAUAUGUACAUCUUUUAUAUGAUUUUUUAGGAGCAUUUCAUAUUUCAGAUUGAAAGAAAAGCAGACUGCUUUAUAUUGGCUGAUCCAUUUACUUCAGAUAUUUAUACUAAAUUACAGAAAACUCCAGAAACUCUAAAUUUUAAUAAAAAAAUAAAAAAAUGAUCCUUGGCCUUUUAAAAUUCUAGCAAGAAAGUCAUUAGAUCUUAUAUCAAUUGUCGAUCAUGAGGUUAUUUCUUCUUCUUGAAGAUUUAAGGGUUUUUUUUCUUCAAUUUUCACUAAGCUUUAUUUUAUAAGACAACUUUGUGAGCUUUAGUAAGAUGAUGACAGUCCUUUUAAUCAGCCGGCUAUUCUAUUCAUCAUUUAAAAAUCUCAGAAAGCAAAUUCAGUUGGAUAGAUUUCAUAUUGCCCGACUUGUAAUCAAGGUUUGUGGCUAUGUACAGGUGCCCAAAUCUGGAUAGCCUCCCCUAGUUUAGUAUGUUAGUAUACAGGCAUUUAAUGUGCAUCAUAUAAAUGUUGAUUAAUCAAAUAUCAUGUAUUUCCUGUUGUUACCAGAAUAGUGAUUAUCAAAGUAAGAAAUAUUUGGUCAAUUGCAGAGAGAAUGAAAUAUUUAUAUAUUUUUGAACAUUUAGAGCUUGAAUGUUGUAGAUGCUGACAACUGUGUUGACCUUGGACUUGCAGUCAUUUGUAGGUCAAGGUCAUCCUAUAAUAUGUGUUAUACAAGUGUGUAGAAAUUUUAUAUUAGGACAAUAUAAAUAAAUAAGUUUUGUACAUUAAUCAGAAAUCCUGUUUUGUAAUAAAAUGGUUAAAUACAAACAACAUGUUUUUAUCUUUCAUAUCUUGUCCUGUACAUAAACGAUGA